UGUACGUACUUGCCAUUCAGGGUGCACUUUGAAUAAGGAAGAUGGCGGCUGCAGCAGUGGUCGAGUUUCAGAGAGCUCAGUCUCUCAUUAGCACGGACCGAGACGCCUCCAUCGACAUCCUGCACUCGAUAGUGAGGCGAGACGUCCAGGAGAAUGAUGAAGAAGCAGUCAGGGUCAAAGAGCAGAGCAUCCUGGAGCUGGGGACUCUGCUGGCCAAGACGGGACAGGCGGCAGAACUCGGCGGUCUCCUGAAAUUUGUGCGGCCGUUCCUGAUCUCCAUCAGCAAGGCCAAAGCGGCCCGGCUGGUGCGCUCGCUGCUGGACUUGUUCCUGGACAUGGAGGCGGCCACGGGCCAGGAGGUAGAGCUGUGCCUGGAAUGCAUCGAGUGGGCCAAGGCCGAGAAGAGGACCUUUUUGCGGCAAGCUCUCGAGGCUCGACUGAUCUCGCUCUAUUUUGACACCAAGAGGUACCAGGAGGCCUUGGCGCUCGGGUCGCAGCUGCUGCUGGAGCUGAAGAAGAUGGACGACAAGGCCCUGCUGGUGGAAGUGCAGCUGCUGGAGAGCAAGACCUACCACGCCCUCAGUAACCUGCCCAAGGCCCGCGCCGCGCUCACCUCGGCGCGCACCACCGCCAACGCCAUCUACUGUCCUCCCAAGCUGCAGGCGGCGCUCGACAUGCAGUCAGGGAUCAUCCACGCGGCCGAGGAGAAGGACUGGAAGACGGCUUACUCCUACUUCUUCGAGGCUUUCGAGGGCUGCGACUCCAUCGACAGCCCGCGAGCCAUCACGGCCCUCAAAUACAUGCUCCUCUGCAAGAUUGUCCUCAACUCACCAGAGGAGGUACAAGCUCUGAUAAGCGGGAAACUGGCCCUCCGGUACACCGGACGCCAGACAGACGCACUGAAAUGCGUGGCCCAGGCCAGCAAGAACCGAUCGUUAGCAGACUUUGAAAAGGCCCUCACAGAGUACAGAGCGGAGCUGCGGGACGACCCCAUUAUCAACACACACCUGGCCAAGCUGUACGACAACCUGCUGGAACAGAACCUCAUCCGGGUCAUCGAGCCCUUCUCCAGAGUGCAGAUAGAACACAUAUCAGCUCUUAUCAAACUCUCAAAGGAAGCUGUAGAGCGCAAACUAUCGCAGAUGAUUCUGGAUAAAAAGUUUCACGGAAUCCUGGACCAGGGGGAAGGGGUGCUGAUCAUCUUCGAGGAGCCACCCGUGGACAAAACGUACGAAGCCGCCUUGGAAACCAUUCAGAACAUGAGCAAAGUGGUCGACUCGCUUUACAACAAAGCCAAGAAGCUGACAUAGGUGAGCGACGUGUUCAGAAAAAGCAGACCUGCGGCCGUGGCCUGGAGGAAGCGUGCGUGUGUGUUUGAGCAGCUUAUGUAACAUUUGAAGACUGGGACAAGGGAGAAAAUGACAAAAGUGCAGUGAACAAGAUCCCCCCUACCACCCAUCAGACACACCUCAGCUCUCCCCCUCAAUGGACAGUAUCACAUUUCUGUGUGUGUUUUUUUGUUUUUUUCCUGGCCCUAUUAUUUUGAUAUCUCAUUUAAACACAGCGGCCAAGGCAGGCCAUCAGGGAAUCUUAUUGUACCACCACAGUAAAAAGAUUAAAAUGAAGAACAGUACAUACCAGUUCAACCUCUUCAGCCUUCAAUCUCUGCUCCCAAAAAAGCAGAAACGACACUCCCCCAGCCCCCUUUUGAUUGUUCAUGUGGCUUUCAGAAGCACACUUAACCAUUCGGGAAGGUUGGAAAUUUGGUUGUACCCCCUCAUUCAUAUCAAUGCCAACAGUCCCCAGUCCCCACUGUAUUUCAGAAGUUUAUUAAACUCACUAUAUUUGCGUUUGGGUUUGUGUUUUUGUAAAAAAACAAA
This is a messenger RNA of Hippocampus comes (tiger tail seahorse), 1880 nucleotides long. RefSeq names its product proteasome 26S subunit, non-ATPase 11b (gene psmd11b). The transcript has 13 exons. Lineage: Eukaryota; Metazoa; Chordata; Actinopteri; Syngnathiformes; Syngnathidae. Gene Ontology annotation, molecular function: protein binding. Bases 42 to 1310 code for a protein of 422 amino acids. The record is from RefSeq and is a predicted model, not a curated record.